UGAACUUGUGGAAACUUCAGUUGACAUCAUUACUCUGGACCGGCUGAAGGUGUUUGCCUUCGUUCCGCGUUGUAAACAAUCAAACUAGAGUAAAGUUCACACGUACUACAAACGUACACACAUGUCAUGCUCAGAAUUCGAUAUCACGAUUAGCUGAUAAGAUAAGUGUCCCUCCUGACGCCGCCUAUACCGCUCAAAACUGCGGUGUCGAUCUAGCUGGUCAGUAAGUAUUGAGAGCUCGAUGACAUUGGCCUAAUAGCUAAUAAAACGGAAAGGUGCCACUUUCAAAAAUGGACUCUGGAAAUAGAAAGUUGUCGCAGGACUAUGCAGUAGGAGGUGCAGCUCAGGAAAAAUGCCAACAAUGGGUCGAGAGCAGCGAGUUUUCAACGAUAAGCAACGAUGACGUUUCCUCUCUCAGUGGUCACAGCACGGAGUUUAUUUCGACCGUUGCCGAUAGUGAUAUUAGCUCGAUAGCGGAUGAUGUCGCCAAUAUCAACAUCACCAAGAUAGACAAGGGAAAUGAGCUGAAAAUAGUAUCAAACACCGCCAACGUCACUGAUAUCAACCACACGGAGAUUCUCCAGACGGUCUUCAAAGGCAAUAGCACACAAACGUUCGGAAACAUACAGAUCGAGAACUCGAACAAAAUCCACAUCGGCAACGUAACGUACGUGACUGGCCCGAUUCACAUCAUCCACACGAACGGGAAUAACCUCGGAUCGGUCCAGCAACUGAUCACAACAACUACACCUGCGGCGGCACAUCCCCAUUCCGAUCAAUCGUCGGAACAAGCCUCUAAGGAGUUCGUCCGGUCUCCUCAUGGAGCAAGUGAAGGCGAAAGCAGACGGACUACCGCGGAACAGGUCGAACGAAAUCGGGAUGAUUUGUUUGUGUCGAACGUUUCAAAACAUAUUGAUACUAAAGUGUUACGGAUAAUUGACAGAAGGACAUGGCUUGCCCAACCUGCACUAGAGUUUCAACCAAUGGAGUCUCCGGUACCCUACGUAGUCAUCUCUCACACGGCAACGGAAACUGCGGACACACAGGCAGGGAUGGUUUACAUGGUCCGGAACAUUCAGUGCUUCCACAUUGAGUCCCGGCGCUGGCACGACAUUGCUUACAACUUUCUGGUGGGCAAUGAUGGGAAUGUCUACGAGGGUCGCGGCUGGCAGCGAAUUGGAGCUCACACCCAUGGGUACAACAGCCGAGGAAUCGGGAUUAGUUUUGUGGGCUGCUUCAUGAAUGAACUUCCGGCCAAGGUGGCGAUCGAGGCGUGCAAAUUACUCAUUGAGAGAGGCGUUAAGGACGGUUACAUCCAGGAAGACUACAAACUCGUGGCACACUGUCAAUGCAGUCCAACCGAAAGUCCAGGGCGGAAGCUAUUUGAAGAGGUCAAAACUUGGCCACAUUGGACUGCAGAUCCAUGACUUAGACUUAUGAGGCGUUUCUCGAUAUACUGAAACAAAAAACACUUAAUUUGAAUAAAAAACAGUAUACUUUUCAAUAAAUGUGUGAUAUUGAAAUCA
This is a messenger RNA of Culex pipiens pallens (northern house mosquito), 1526 nucleotides long. RefSeq names its product peptidoglycan-recognition protein LE (gene PGRP-LE). The coding region runs from base 291 to 1427 and encodes 378 amino acids. Gene Ontology annotation, biological process: peptidoglycan catabolic process. NCBI's taxonomy places the organism in Eukaryota, Metazoa, Arthropoda, Insecta, Diptera, Culicidae. The transcript is spliced from 7 exons. The record is from RefSeq and is a predicted model, not a curated record. Gene Ontology annotation, molecular function: zinc ion binding; N-acetylmuramoyl-L-alanine amidase activity.